UUUCUUGCAGACGUCCCAUUUCUUUUGGUCUGGUCUGCUCUGUUGUGGCGAGGCUCCGUUUCUUUGCCAUUUUAACUUGUAAAAGCUACUGGGUUCGAAAUGGUGGCCGAGGACGAAAUCAAUAACGCUGAUGCUUCUGCUGAGUCUCCUACUUCGGUCCUUGAAGAUGAGGACAUAUGCAAGGACAAUAUUGGAGUCAAGUUGGAUGAAGAAACACGUUUAAAUACAAAAGUUGAAGGUGCCUUUCUUAUAUCUAAAUCCAUUAUAGAGGAGGAGGUAAAGUUACUAGAAGCUCGGGUGGGAGAAGAUGGGGAGCAAGAGAAAGAGCCCAAGAAUGAAGCCUGUUUGAAUGACAUGCAGUUUACCAAGUUGGAUGAGCUCCUCACUCAAACACAGAUGUACACAGAGUUUUUGCUGGACAACAUGGAAGACAUCACAAAUAAUGGAGUGGAACAGGAGAGUGAACCUGUGAUGAAAAAGAAAGGCCGUGGAUCAAAAAGAAAAGCAGCAACCCAAUGCAAUACUAGGAAGGCCAAGAGAGCAGUUGCAGCAAUGCUAACAAGAUCUAAGGAAGGAGGAAUAGCUGAAGAUGAGAGCCUGAAUGAGGAAGAAAGAGUUCAUAAAGAGCAGAGAGAACUCGUGCCUUUGUUGACUGGUGGAAAAUUGAAAUCUUAUCAAAUCAAAGGUGUUAAGUGGUUGAUCUCAUUGUGGCAAAAUGGGUUGAAUGGAAUUCUUGCAGAUCAAAUGGGCCUUGGAAAGACAAUUCAAACAAUUGGUUUCCUUGCACAUUUAAAAGGAAAUGGAUUAAAUGGACCCUAUUUAGUAAUUGCCCCACUUUCUACUCUCUCAAAUUGGGUGAAUGAGAUUUCAAGGUUUGUGCCCUCAAUGAAUGCAAUUGUUUACCACGGAAGCAAGAAAGAGAGGGAAGAACUACGAAGGAAACACAUGCCUCGUGAAAUCGGCCCAAAAUUCCCUAUAGUUGUCACUUCUUAUGAGGUUGCAUUAUUUGAUGCAAGAAAAUCUUUAAGGCAUUACAAUUGGAAAUAUGUUGUUAUUGAUGAGGGGCACAGGUUGAAAAAUUCGAAGUGCAAACUGCUAAAGGAAUUGAAACAUUUACCUAUGGGAAAUAAGCUUCUAUUAACCGGGACUCCACUGCAGAAUAAUUUGUCCGAGCUUUGGUCAUUGUUACAUUUCAUUUUGCCCGAUAUCUUUUCAUCCCUUGAAGAAUUUCAGUCAUGGUUUGAUUUGUCAGGAAAGUGCAACUCUGAAGCUCCAAAAGAAGAGGUUGAAGAGAAAAGAAGAGCACAAGUGGUAGCUAAACUCCAUGCUAUAUUACGCCCCUUUCUUCUUCGAAGAAUGAAGUCUGAUGUUGAGCAGCUGCUCCCUCGUAAAAAGGAGAUCAUAUUAUAUGCUACCAUGACUGAGCAUCAAAGAAACUUCCAGGAUCAUUUAGUCAAUAAGACAUUGGAAAAUUACUUACUUGAGAAAGUGGCCACAGGAGGAGGCAUGAAAAGAAAACUUAACAAUUUGAUGAUUCAACUUCGGAAGAACUGCAACCAUCCUGACCUCUUAGAGUCUGCAUUUAGUGACUCAGUAUUUUACCCACCUGUCGAGCAGAUUGUUGAACAGUGUGGUAAAUUCCGCUUGCUGGAUAGGUUGCUGGCUCAGCUAUUUGCCCGCAAGCACAAAGUCCUCAUCUUCUCUCAAUGGACUAAGGUUUUGGAUAUAAUGGACUAUUAUUUUAGUGAAAAGGGAUUUGAAGUUUGUAGAAUUGAUGGCAGCAUGAAGUUAAAUGAUAGGAAAAGACAGAUUGAAGAGUUCAAUGAUGUCAACUCCAAAUGUAGGAUAUUUAUUCUGAGCACUAGAGCUGGUGGACUGGGUAUUAACCUCACUGCAGCUGAUACCUGUAUACUGUAUGACAGUGACUGGAACCCUCAAAUGGAUUUACAGGCUAUGGAUAGAUGUCAUAGGAUUGGCCAAACCAAGCCUGUUCAUGUUUACAGGCUUGCAACAGCUCAAUCUGUUGAGGGUCGGAUUUUGAAAAGAGCUUUUAGUAAGUUGAAGCUUGAGCAUGUUGUGAUCGGGAAAGGGCAGUUCCAUCAAGAACGGAUCAUGGGCAAUGGUACAGAUAUCUUGGAGGAAGAGGAUCUACUGGCACUUCUUAAAGACGAAGAAACUGCCGAAGACAAAAUGAUUCAGACAGAUAUUAGUGAUGAAGAUCUGGAGAAGGUGUUGGAUAGAAAUGAUCUAAUGGGAGUUCCAUCAGAUGAUGAAGAGAAAAAGCCCAAUGCAAAUGCUCUUUUCCCUCUUAAAGGACCUGGUUGGGAGGUUGUGAUACCAACAGCAACUGGAGGCAUGCUCUCUACCCUCAAUGUCUAAAAGGUUCAUGUCGUGUCUUCAAUUUUCAAAUUUUUGGAAGCAGAUAAGUGUGGGAAGAGCUCUAUUUAUUUUUGUGAGCUGAGAAAUGAAGAGCUUUAUCCAUUACUGCUGUUUUGUGAAGCUCUAUUCUUUGGAGCCAACUUCUCAAUGUCUGUUAAUGAAGUUAGAUACGAGUAAAUUUGAAAGGUUUAGAGGGACACAUGGCGAUUCUUUUGAUGGUUAGGAACAGUUAGUAAUAGCCGUAUCAUACUCUCUUAGUGGGAUCAUAUCAUGUCUUCAAAUUU
Molecule: messenger RNA, 2663 nt
Organism: Pistacia vera
Lineage: Eukaryota; Viridiplantae; Streptophyta; Magnoliopsida; Sapindales; Anacardiaceae
Product: ATP-dependent DNA helicase DDM1
Exons: 16
Coding region: 100-2379 (759 amino acids)
Cellular component (GO): nucleus
Molecular function (GO): ATP-dependent chromatin remodeler activity; DNA binding; ATP binding
Source: RefSeq, a predicted model, not a curated record